This is a messenger RNA of Trametes versicolor FP-101664 SS1, 1178 nucleotides long. RefSeq names its product S-adenosyl-L-methionine-dependent methyltransferase. Gene Ontology annotation, biological process: peptidyl-arginine methylation. The record is from RefSeq and is a predicted model, not a curated record. Gene Ontology annotation, cellular component: nucleus. Bases 105 to 1178 code for a protein of 357 amino acids. NCBI's taxonomy places the organism in Eukaryota, Fungi, Basidiomycota, Agaricomycetes, Polyporales, Polyporaceae. The transcript has 10 exons. Gene Ontology annotation, molecular function: protein-arginine N-methyltransferase activity.
CCUCUGCGCCCUCUGUAUUGCUUAUCGCGUGCUUCCUUGUACACGAUCGCGACUGGACAUCUGUUUUUGUAGAGCAUAACACCCACCAACGUCUGUAGCAUAAAAUGGCGAGCGCAGGCCCUUCUUCCUCCACCCCGGAGCCGAUGCAGCAGGAUCAGGUCUCCCCGGACAACAUGACCUCCAAGGACUACUAUGCGGACUCGUACGCGCACUUCGGCAUCCACGAGGAGAUGUUGAAGGACACCGUCCGCACGGGCUCGUACCGCAAUGCGAUCGUGAACAACCCCCACUUGUUCAAGGACAAGCUCGUCCUCGACGUCGGCUGCGGUACGGGUAUCCUCAGCAUGUUCGCUGCCAAGGCGGGCGCGAAGCAUGUCGUCGGCGUUGACAUGUCCAACAUCAUCGACCAAGCCACCAAAAUUGUCGAGGCGAACGGCUUCAAAGACACCAUCACGCUCGUAAAGGGCAAGCUCGAGGAGGUAACCCUCCCCUUCGACAAAUUCGACAUCAUCAUCUCCGAGUGGAUGGGCUACUUCCUGCUCUACGAGUCCAUGCUCGACACCGUCCUGCUCGCGCGCGACAAGUACCUGAAGCCCGAUGGCCUGAUUUUCCCCGACGUCGCGACCAUGUACCUCGCCGCGAUCGAGGACUCCGAGUACAAGGACGAGAAGAUCAACUUCUGGGAUAACGUGUACGGGUUCGACUACUCGUGCAUCAAGGAGAUCGCGCUCCGCGAGCCGCUUGUCGACACCGUCGAGCUCAAGGCAGUCGUCACCGACCCUUGUCUCAUCAAGCACAUCGACCUCCGUACGGUCAAGAAGGAGGACCUCACGUUCACCGUGCCGUUCUCAUUAACGGGAACCCGGAACGACUACGCGCACGCGUUCCUUGCGUGGUUCGACAUCCUCUUCGACUGCACACACACCAAGGUCAAGUUCUCCACCGGUCCCCACGCAAAGUACACGCACUGGAAACAGACCGUGUUCUACACGCCCGACACGAUCACCGUCUCGGAGGGCCAGAAGAUCACCGGGCAGCUCUCGUGCGCGCCCAACGGGCGCAACCCGCGCGACCUCGACAUCGCGAUCACGUACGAGGCCGAGGGCGAGCCCGCGAAGGAGAUCCAGUACAAGAUCUGCGGGCUGCAGGCUGCGGGCGGGGCGCGGGGCGUACGCUGA